CCAAAAGACGCCAGACAUAAUGCAUACAGAAUAAAAAGCGAAAAGUUCAUGCGGGUCUAAAAGUAAAAAAUAAGGAAUAUCAAACUAUAAAAUGAUGGCGAGACGUGGCGGCAAGCGUAUUCGAAUGGAUGAUAUUCCUCCCGAAUACGAAGAACAGGGGGAGAAUGUCAAUGAUUCUAUUUCGGAUGGGGACAGUCCCACUAAGCGUAUGACUAGAUUAAGAGCUCGUGGAGGUGUACGCGAUAAACCACCAAUAAUCGACGAAGAUGAGGAUGAUUUUUGGGCUCCAGUUGUUCGCAAAAAGAAGGCGGAAAAACCAAAAAAGCCACCUGGCGAGCGCAGGGAAAAGCCAGAACGCCCUCGCAAGGAACACAUCGAUAAGGAGCAAGAGCGCAUUGAUAUGGAAAGGGAUGUUACGACGGACGAGCACAGCAUAUACUUCAUAGUACGCCAUUCAAAGUCACCCAUUACAACAAUAGUAGACGAUUGGAUUGAACAAUACAAAAUGAAUCGCGAUACUGCUUUGAUUGCCCUACUUCAGUUCUUCAUUAACGCCAGUGGUUGCAAAGGUAAAAUCCCAGAAGAUACAGAACAUCCUAUGGAUCACACAGCGGUUAUACGAAAAAUGACUGAAGAGUUUGAUGAGGAAAGCGGAGAGUAUCCCCUAAUUAUACCAGGCCAACAAUGGAAAAAAUUCAAAAUGAAUUUUUGCGAUUUCGUACAAACCCUAGUCAAGCAAUGCCAGUAUUCGAUAAUUUAUGAUCAAUUUCUUAUGGAUAACGUAAUAUCCCUAUUGACCGGGUUGUCGGAUUCGCAAGUUCGAGCUUUCAGACAUACCGCCACAUUGGCAGCCAUGAAACUCAUGACCGCUUUGGUUGAUGUUGCCCUAUUGGUGUCAAAUAACUUUGAAAAUGCAGCAAAACAAUAUGAAGCUGAACGCCUCAAGUCCCGUGAUCGCCGAGCUUCAGAUCGCCUGGAAUCUUUAAUGGCUAAGCGUGCUGAAUUAGAAGAGAAUAUGGACGAAAUAAAAAAUAUGUUAACUUACAUGUUUAAGUCUGUGUUUGUGCAUCGUUAUCGAGAUACACUUCCCGAUAUACGCGCAAUUUGUAUGGCAGAAAUUGGAGUAUGGAUGGAAAAUUAUCCUCAAAACUUCUUAGACGAUUCAUAUCUCAAAUACAUUGGUUGGACAUUGCACGAUAAGGUAGGGGAGGUCCGAUUGCGCUGUCUACAAGCACUUUUGCCUCUUUAUGACAAAGAAGAACUCAAGGCAAAAUUAGAAUUGUUCACGUCCAAGUUCAAAGAUCGCAUUGUUGCAAUGACACUAGACAAAGAAUUUGAGGUAGCCGUACAUGCCGUCAAAUUGGUAAUAAGCAUAUUGAAAAUUCAUCCGGAUAUAUUGGCGGAUAAAGAUUGCGAAAUUGUUUACGAGUUGGUAUACUCAUCGCAUCGAGGUGUAGCACAAGCAGCAGCAGAAUUUCUAAAUGUGCGUCUCUUUCAUUUAACAGCAGAUAUGGAAGAAACCAAGUCCAAAAGGGGAAAACUUCGCUUGCCUAACACACCUCUAAUUCGCGAUUUAGUCCAGUUUAUGAUUGAGUCUGAACUCCAUGAACAUGGCGCAUAUCUAGUGGAUUCCUUUAUGGAUAAUAAUCCCAUGGUUAAAGAUUGGGAGUGUAUGACCGAUUUGCUGCUCGAGGAACCUGGUCCGAACGAAGAGGUCUUAGAUAAUAAACAAGAAUCCACUUUAAUUGAAAUAAUGGUUAGCAGUGUAAAGCAAGCAGCUACAGGUGAAGCGCCGGUGGGUAGAGCCAGCAAUCGCAAGAUAUAUCUAAAUGCCAAGGAGUUAAAAGCCAUACAGGAUGAAAAAAUUCGGCUAACGGAACAUUUUAUUGUAACAUUGCCGCCAUUGCUAGAGAAAUACCAGGCGGACAGUGAAAAAUUGUCAAACUUAUUAUCGGUGCCGCAGUAUUUCGAACUCGACAUUUACACCACUAAUCGCCAAGAGGCAAACCUGCAAGCUUUGCUUGAUAAAAUGAGCUACAUUAUGUCCGUGCACACAGAUCGCGAUGUCUUGGAAACGUGUGCGAAAACUUUGGAAUAUCUUUGCACAGAGGGCAGUGCGACCUAUACGCGUUGUGAUGUGGCACGUUCGAACAUAAUUGACAAUGCUGUCAACAAAUACAAAGACUCCAUAGAUGAUUGGCGCAAUCUAAUUGCUGGCGAGGAACUACCAAACGAAGACGAGAUCUAUAAUGUUAUAAGCUCGUUGAAGGUUGUUUCGAUUCUGUACUCAUCGCAUAACAUGAAUCCCUGGAACCUUUUCGAUUCUUUAUUCCAAGAUGUAGAUGAAUGCCAGUCAAAGGAAAAUCCAGGACGAAAUAUUCCCAAUGAAGCAUUAGUCUAUAGCAUAGAGGCGUGCUAUUUUUCUAUAAGCUGGGGCUUAUAUUACGUGGAGAAUAAUUGUGAGACAUCGCAAAUAGAAGCAUCUGUCAAGGAGUUAAGGAGCAAUUUGGACAAAUAUAUGUUUGCUUGUUUCGAAUUAACGCGAGAUGGACCAACCGAUGACAUACAGGAAGCGGCCUACCAAUCCAUAUGUGAUUUGCUGAUUAUAUUUUCCGAUCAAUUGGCUCGCAGUGAAAACCCCAAUGUGCGCACUCUGGAAUACAAAUCAACGUUAGACGAACAGUUAAUAUUGAAUAAUUUUGUACAGCAUUAUGUGUUCACCAUUAGACAAGAAGAUUCUAUUUCCGCAGAUCUUCAGGACGAGACGCGAAUAAUGGAACUGCACAAGAAGCGAAACUUUUUGGCAUCAUAUUGCAAACUGGUUGUCUACAACAUAAUACCCACAAAGAGUGCAGCUGGAAUGUUCAAAAAUUACGUAAAGUGGUACAAUGAAUAUGGCGAUAUCAUCAAGUCCACAUUGGGCAAGGCGCGAGAAAUAAAUAAAAUUAACUUCGCAUUAACUUUAUUGCUGAGUCUGAUAGCGGUUUUCAAUGAUCUGCAAAGUCAGUCAGAAAACGAGUUAGUUUCAAAGAACUCCCAUGAAUUCAGUGACUUGAAGGAGUUGGCGAAACGCUUUGCUUUGACCUUUGGCUUUGAUGCCAUAAAGAAUCGAGAACCUAUAAUUGCCUUGCAUCGAGCUGGUAUUCUAUUUGCUGUAGGCGAAGUACCGGAAGAUCCAAUCGCGGCUCCAAAACGUUUGCUAUUUUUGGAAGUCCUCAAUGAAUUCAAUCACAAGCUUUUAAAACAAGACAAAAAAGUUAUAUUGAACUUUUUGGAUCGUCGCAUAUCACCCGCCCUGCCGUCUAGUAAACAGGAGGAAUAUCAACCAUUAUUUUUGUACCGCAAUUCAUUGGUGCACGGUGAAACCGAUCAGGCUCCAGUUAGUAGCUCAAAACGCGCCUAUGCCCGCAAGAGACGUGAUCAUGGUGAGUUAGGAAUAAAUCAUACAUUAUUGGAAGUUCUAAAAUGGGUUCGGCUUUUUCUAGACGAUGACGACGAUGAAGAGGACUACGAAGAAGAGCACAACGAUCCAGAUUUUCGAGGAUAAGUUAGUUCGUCUGUAGACGUAGUAGUAGUAAUAUAUAAUAGAAAAAAGACGUAGUCUAUUAGCCUUAAGUUAACUUGUAAUUAGAAUAAACUCCGAUUUUGUUACUAACAUACAAACGAAAGUUAAUGUUAAGAUGUUGUAUUAAAAAAUAUUUUAAGAAAAA
Molecule: messenger RNA, 3710 nt
Organism: Stomoxys calcitrans (stable fly)
Lineage: Eukaryota; Metazoa; Arthropoda; Insecta; Diptera; Muscidae
Gene: SA1
Product: cohesin subunit SA-1
Exons: 10
Coding region: 92-3547 (1151 amino acids)
Biological process (GO): sister chromatid cohesion
Cellular component (GO): cohesin complex; chromatin; nucleus
Molecular function (GO): chromatin binding
Source: RefSeq, a predicted model, not a curated record